GUCGGGUCACCGAGGACAACGGUUCGGGCUCGGCUGGCGAGAUGGGUCGGUCAGUUGUCCGAGCCCCGAACUGUAUAUAUGUGUGUGUGCGUGUGGCUGCUUGAAUUCGGAUGGGUGAAUUUGGAUAGAGGGGUGGUGUAUGGUCUGCGGCGGUGUGUUGAAGUGGGGGUUAAGCUAUUGUUAUUUUAUUGUUUUUUUUUAGGGGAUGGGGUGGUAAAGUUGUGCUGCUACUAUGGGGGAUGGGCUCAUGGGGACAGACCAAACUUUAACCACUUCACCGGCUUCACUCAUUCGUCGCCGCUCUUCUUUCUCCUGCAUUCCUUAACUUUACCAAAAACUACUUGGUGUUUUUUUGGGGAGGGGGGUGCGGGGUUUUCCUCCCAAUGUGCUUAAUUUGAAAAGUCCCUGCAGCGGUUUCUUCGCCUAAUAUCACGGUGUCCUGUCGGUAAACGGGUUAAGAUUUUACAGCCAAGCCCCUUACUUUCCUUUCCCCUCCUCUCCUCUCCUCUCCGCUCUCGCCAUGCCGGAUCCAUCCGUCUGUCUCGCCCACAGUUGCAGCGCAUUUGUGUCCCGGGAUGACCUGUUGAUGUCGGCUAAAGAUGGAGUACCAGUAUCGCCCUCCGCUAUAGACCCCGCUGUCCUCUCCGGUAAAAAAAAAUAACGCUAAAAUAAAUAAAUGUUCACAUCGGAGUUCAGCCAAGUGAACAAAGCCUGUGUGGCUAAUAGAGUCCCAUUUUUGGUGGAGAUUUAAUAAAUAAUUUAUUCGCUGUGAUAUAUCAUAAGCGACAUUUUGGAGGGGAACAACGCGUGUCUGUCCCGUAUCGGUAGCUGCCAUUCGGCCGGAGGAGGAGGAGGGAACUCGGUCUGAACGGACAUCACACCGCGCUGGCACGGAGAGAGGGGAGACGGGGAUAGCGCUAAACUGCUGAAUAUUUUAUCCCCUCGACUAUUUUUGUGGCAGAUUUCGUGUCCCCGCUUCCUCGGACGAUAAACGUGUGCGUGUCGGAUGGGAGUUGAAACCGGGGUUGGCAUACAAGAUAAAGAAGAAGAGCUCUCUUUUUGUCCCUUUUCCGCUGCCGCCCCCUCCCUCCCUCCCUCCAACACACCGGCCCGGGCCAGCCGAGGACUCCCAAAUCCUACCGGGCAUCGAGGCUGGCACACGGCGGGGCACCGACAGCUCUCUGCCCGCUCUGACUUGCCCUGCUGCCCCGCUAGUGGCGGGCUCUUUCCCUCCCGAGGCGUCUACCGGCGAGACAUCGGCUCUGCUAGUCUUUCAUAUCCUGUGGUGCUGGGCAGAGCGUUAUGGCUCAGACGCUGCAGAUGGCGAUCCCUAACUUUGGCAACAACAUCCUGGAGUGUCUGAACGAGCAGCGGCUGCAGGGCCUCUACUGUGAUGUCUCCGUGGUCGUCAAGGGGCACGCCUUCAAGGCCCACCGUGCGGUGCUGGCAGCCAGCAGCUCCUAUUUCCGGGAUCUGUUCAACGCCGGGGGGAAGAGCUCGGUGGUGGAGCUGCCCCCGGCCGUGCAGCCACAGAGCUUCCAGCAGAUCCUGGCCUUCUGCUACACGGGUCGCCUCAGCAUGAACGUUGGAGACCAGUUCCUGCUCAUGUACACUGCUGGCUUCCUCCAGAUCCAACAGAUCAUGGAGAAAGGCACAGAGUUUUUCCUCAAGGUCUCCUCUCCAAGCUGUGACUCCCAGGGUCUUCACACCGAGGAGACCCCACCCUCCGAGCCUCAGAGCCCCGUCACUCAAACAAUGGGUGGCGGCGGAGGAGUCGGCAUCGUCGCCCCCGCCGCGGGAAGGCCCGCCUCCUGUCUGACGCCACUCCCUCUGGUGUCCAAGGUGAAGACGGAACAGAUGGCCUCCACACCUCCUCAGCCCACCCCACAGCCGCAGCAGCAGGAGGGCUCUCCCUACUCGGUGGUCUGCACCCCCGUGGCCAAGCGUCUGUGGGAGGGGGGCAACCGUGACAGCGGUGGCGGGUCCGGAGGGGGCGGGGGAGGCGGGAUGAGGAAGGCCGCACGCUACUCUUCCUCCUCCUCUUCAUCUUCCUCCUCCAACAAUGCUACCCAGGAUGCCUCUGGGCGCGGACCUGCGGCCAACGCUGCCAUGUUGGGCGGCGCCGUCGGUGGCGUCGCCACUUCAAUGGGAGGAGCUGGACUCAACAGUAACCAUAACAACCACAACAACAAUAACAACAACGGCGGGACCCCCGAAGGCACGAGCCCGGGCACACUGAGCAUGUAUACCAGCGACUCGCCAAUCAGUUACCAUGACGAUGAGGAGGAGGACGACGUAGCGGACGAGAGCGCCGAAGAGCAGUACAGACAGAUCUGCAACAUGUACACCAUGUACAGCAUGCUGAACGCCGGAGCAGCAGUGGUCGGGGAGCGGGUGGAGGCUCUCCCGGACCUGGCUCCAGACUCGGGCGGCGGGCGGGGUGGGCGGGGCGGGCGGUCCCGGCAGGACCUGGCCUCGCUGCCUGCUGAGCUCAUCAGCCAGAUCGGGAACCGCUGCCACCCGAAGCUGUACGAGGAGGGCGACCCGGCAGAGAAGCUGGAGCUGGUGAGCGGCACCUCCGUGUUCAUCUCCCGCGCCCAGCUCAUGAACUGCCACGUCAGCGCCGGCACCCGCCACAAAGUGCUGCUCAGACGCCUGCUGGCCGCGUUCUUCGACAGGAGCACUCUGGCCAACAGCUGUGGAACUGGCAUACGCUCCUCAACCAACGACCCCAGCCGUAAACCUCUGGACAACAGAGUGCUGCACGCUGUCAAAUUUUACUGCCAGAACUUUGCGCCGAGCUUCAAGGAGAGCGAGAUGAACGCCAUCGCGGCCGACAUGUGCACUAACGCCCGCCGCGUCGUCCGCAAGAGCUGGAUCCCCAAGCUCAAACUGCUGAUGGCCGACAGCGACGCCUACUCCGCCUUCCUGGCCGACAGUGUGAAGAUGGAGGCCGACGCACUGGGGGCGGAGCAAGGCUUUGACCCCGCCUCCCUGGAAGCGGUGGCUGCAGCAGCCGCAGCGGCCGCCAACCACAACGACGCGGGGGGCGGAGCCACGCAAGCAGACACCCUCCAGGCAGGAGGAGGAGACGGCAGCACUUUGUUUUGAGUGAGUGGACGGACAGAUAGAUGAGUGGACAGAUGGACAGAUUGAUGGAGGGAGGGAUGCCAUCUCUCUGGGGUGAUGAGUAGAGAACGGUGGCCACUGUGGUCGAGAUGACGGUUGUCACUCCUCCCCUAGCUGCCAUGUGUUUGGGGAUCUAUUUCUUCUUUUACACCUCUUUUGGUCAGUUUGUUCUGCUUUCCCUCCUUCGUUUGUCCACAUUUCUGUCUCUCUCGAUGGCCCAGAAUGCCUCACUUUGGGUUGUUCCUCCUUCCUUUCCUGGUGGGGAGAGACAGAGAGAAAGGUAGCAGAGAGAAGAGGUUGACAAUUAGCCCCCCCCACACACACCUCUUCAUCCCUCUGCAACCUUUCAAGACCUAUUUGUUUCAGCCUUUAUUUUUUUAUGUUUUUAAAAAGCGUGUACUGUCACUAAGGCCCUUUUCUUACCAUAAUCAAUCACAGACAUUCCCCGGGGAGGGGGGUGGGAGGGAGGGGUAAUCCUGUUUGGAGAAAGUGAUAUUUUCCUUCCUCAAACUCCGGUAACACUGUUGUUUUUGAUAUUGAAUGUAUGCGUGGCGAAGCAUCCGAACCGCAGCGUUGUAAGUCAGUAGAGGUUGAGUGAGCUUGUACAGAGCCCCUUUUUUUACUUGUUUAUUUUUUUUGUUUUUGCUUUUAUUAAUGAAAGCUUCUCUGAGAGCGUGGGACUGAUGAGGUCAGGGGUUGAAAUCAAUAUUGAUAUGUAUAUUGGCACGGUUUAUGAUCUCCCCCGACCUCCGCCCGACCGCACCAACCCUGCUCUUUAACCCCUGCCGGGCAUGCUGGGACUCACCAGCCUUCAGAGAUGCUGGUGAUGUCUGACUGACAGUGUGGUGGCAGAUGGUAAAAACUAAUAUUUACUUGACUAAAAAUCCUUUCCCCCCUCAGCCUCCCCCACUCUUUUUAUCCUAAAAGAGCAUUUCUGUGUUUAAAUUCUUAAUUUUUUUCCUUUUUUUGUGUGUGUGUUUUUGCCAAGCCUCCUGAGAGAGAGGAAACUUGUUACCGAUGAUUGUUUGCGCGUGAUAAAUGCACUGUGUUAAUUCCUGCGGUAUGAGUACAAUCGAAUUACGUUUUUGUACGUAUCAGAAAGAGAAAAGAGGGGUGGUUUUAUUUAAAAAAUACUAAAAAAAAAAAAGAGAAAAAAUACAAGCUGGAAUCCAAUUUAUAUCGAUGGUUAUCACCCAUUUUUUUUAAGGAAAAGUCUGAAGGAAAGUCAAGAAAUAUCCAAAAGCGAGUUUCUGCCUGUGAGCUUAGGAACGACUUGUGUGUGUGUGUGUGUGUGUGUGUGUGUGUGUGUGUGUGAGGAUAUAAAAGAGAUGUUCUUUUGUUUUCAGCUCAUGUUUAAAUUGUUUCCCUCAGAAUAUUCGCAGCCACACCAGUUAACAGAACAAGUUUCCUCAGGCUCUGCUGCCUGGCUGCGUGCUCGCCUGGCAUGGACAAAGGUGCUAAUUCAGGCAUUGGUACAUUGCUAGGAAUACAGCUCUGUGUGUGUAUGUGUGUGUGUGUGUGUGGGGGGGGGAACGGCCACACAGUUUUGUGUGUGUGUGCUGCAGCAGCAGAGAGAGAGAGCGGGAGGCCAGACGGUGUGUUUUCACACACGCUUGGUCGAUUCAUUCACCCAUCACUGCGGUGAGCACACACACACACGCUAAUACGCAUUUGGGCGCUGUCAGCCGCAUCAGCUACAGUACACCAAAGCAGCAUGGGAAUUAAAGGGGAAUUACACUGAAGCAGAGCUGGGAGGCCGUUGUUGUUCGUCACAUGUAAGCAUUCACUUUAAAAUUUAUGUUUAACGUGGGAUGUGAUGGAAGAGGUGAAGUGUCACUGCACUGGCUGAAAGUUUUGCUUCCUUGGUUUGACAGUUAAUUCUCUGUCUCUGUGUAAAGUCUAUAUAAUUAUCAAAAAGAAAGCUGCUAAAUUAUGUAAAUCAGAGAAGAACGUAGGCAUAGAAACAACCCUGAAAGUCGUAUUGCAGCUAUAGUCGCCUUUGAUACUUCUGCGGCUGAAUGGUAAAAAAACAAACGCAAAACAAGAUUUUUUUCUCUUUAGAAAAAUUGACCUCUAGAAUCACAAUAGAGCUGAAUGCACUCAUCAGCUAAACCCUUGAGGGCUUUCUGCUCCUGUUCAGUUUGAUGUUGAAUGCAAGGGCUCCAGGUGAAUGUUUUUGAUUUAGUGCCACUGAUAUUUUGGAGGGUUUCAAAUGCAUAUUCAAAUACUCAUCACACCAGAUUUUUAAUCUGUCAAUCAUGAGAUCAGCCCCAGACAGUUAGUGUAAAGGCCUGACACAUGUGCCUGUUUGGCACAGAGGAAUCAUUGGCCUAAUGAAAGCAGUAGUGUGAAUAACAAGCAAAGUUAGCCAACUGUUUAUACUCUGUUUUAUGUGUUACAGAUUACAAUGUGCAGCCCAUUAGUUUGUAUCUAAGAAUUCAACACAGCAGGGGUAGAACUAAGAAUAGUUUCUCCAUUUAUCCAGCGUAAUCGGUGACUGAUUUAAACACAUUUCAAAUCCUUUUUUAGGCUAAUGCUGUGGCUGAAGUAGACUGAAUUGUGUUUUUUACAAAUGAAGGACACAACAGGCGGCUUAUUGCCUCCCUCACACCGUAUUGAGACAAGUCACUGCUUUGUGGAUGUGUUCUGUUUAAGUGUGGUUGAGUCAAGACUUCAACUCCAGAUGGUGACUGUCAUGAAGUCUCUAAAUGUCAGACAGUUACUGGUCCCUGUUGCACGAGAGAAAUUUAAAUCCAAUCCCUCUUAAUUAUCAUUUUUAAUUUUGUACAGGAGGGCUCCAGACUGCGACCAAAAUUGUUGCACAUGCUAACACUUUAGUGUUACUUACUUUAGAGUUAAAAUUUAGCAAGCUCACACUCAUGCAGAUGCAUGAUUUCUAUUAUCAUCACAGCGCUUUAUGCAUUUGUACCGAGCAGUGUAGAACUUAAAAAACAAGCUACAAAACAAUCAAUUUAGCUGCUAUUGUGUUGCAAAACUAAAGGCAGGGAGAAACCUACUGGAUUUAAUACCAAGAGUACAACCAACUGGGAAUGUAGUCUGGAGCCUUUGUGCUCAGCUGGUAUUAAUAGAAGGAUUGUAUUGAUUGCAUUGAUCAAUACAGGGGAAAAAAUGAUUUUUUUAGGUGAAAUAAGUAAGUAAUGGAACAAAGGAAAAAUAUUUAGUGGCACUAAGUUUCACUCUGGAGCACUGAGUCCUGUGUGUGUGUGUGUGUGUGUGUGUGUGUGUGUGUGUGUGUGUGUGUGUGUGUGUGUGUGUGUGUGUGUGUGUGUGUGUGAGUGUGAGACAGCAUUCUGGCAAAACCGAUCCGAUUGGAAACAGACUUUGUUCUGUUGAAGGUUCUGAAUGAUGUUUAAAGUUUGGAGAAUUGAUUUGUUUGCAAGUCUGGAGACAUUUUGGAAUUUACAAAAAGCAGACCCAUAUCCUGUGUUGUGAUAUUGUCAUGUUAUUGUGCAGACAGACUGGCCUUCAGAUUCCAGCAGACACGAGUGAACACUCUGGUUCCGUUUGUUGGCCUGAAGUUUGUCUCUAAGCUUUGGUGGAAUAGGCUAAGCGUGUGUGAUAAGCAGAGGACACUUCAGCUGUGUGUUAUCAGCACAUAUUCAAUAUAAUAUUACUUUUGAAAUGAAGUGCGACGUUUGGAGCGUAGGGGGCAGCAGAAUGCCUUCAGUGUCAAAGGUGCCAUCAUCAGAGUGAAAAAGGGAACGCGUUUAAUUUGAAACAUAAUCCAGCUGUUACAUCCACAUUAAUAAUAUCUAAUUUCCUAUGUAUUGACCAUAUCAGAUGUUUAAUUUGCAUAUCUGCCAGGACUCUCAAACCAAAACUAUUGGUGCUUUAGAUUACUAUUGCUACAAAAUCCCCAGUGCGAAAAAACAUAUUGUUUUUGUUUUUUUAAGCGGCGUGAUAAUGCUGAUUAACACUUUAAAACCUAAACAAGACUUGACAUACACUGUAGAUUUGUUUUCUUGUAAACUAAUCUGACAUUCAUAUUUUUUUACUGCAUGUUUGGCCUGUUUUGGUGUUUUUUUCCCCCCUUUUUUAAACGAGAAGAAAUCUCAAGCACCUUAUUGCCAGCGUGGCAUCAGAAAUGCUGUGGUGAACUGUUCAAUGUCACAGUCACAGGAUAAUAAUAUUGAUGUUUGGACUGCUACACAGACACACACACACACACACACACACACACACACACAGACAUAGACCCUCAAGGUGUAGGGUCUGUCGUUAAACCGUCUCUUAAACGAAACACAGAAACGUCGCUGCACAAAAUCUGAACUUUGAAACAUCCCGGAGAAGAACCAAAAACAGCCUUUGAGGCGUCAUCUAACCUGUAUUGAACUGAACCCGUUUUGUAGACCAGUGUGAUUUAAAAAAAAGAAAAAAAAAGAAAUCUGCUUUUUACAGCCUGGCUUUUGAGGAAAAAAUGUUUACAUGACUAUUUGUUUUUUGUUUUUAUAUUUACGUGUAUAUCAAGUUUUUUAAUUAUGUCUUUAAAAAAUAAGGCUAUCGGUCAAAGAACCCUUUGGUCCUGAGACGAGCACCUAAAGGUCCUACAGUGAGAUGGUCCAACCCUCUAUUCUGGAGCGCAUGGUACGAUCCGUGGAGAUUAACCAAGUUCAAUAACUGAGGACGAGAAGAAGUAAAGAAAGAAAGAAAAGAAAGAAAGGGAGUAAUGGGUGGGCAGAGAGGAGGAGAGGGUACGGUAGAGAAGAGAGUUUGCACAUUUUGUUUUCCUAUUAAAAAAAAGUCUUUGUAUUCCAAUGAUUGUUUGAAACCGCCGCCUUAAAUGAGGAAAAAAAUUGAGAGCGAGAUAGAGAGGGAAGAAGAGGACAGUGUGAGCCUCCCUAGAGAGGAGGAACGGAUGAGGAGGGAGGGAGGAGGAGGGGGGGGGGUGUUGGCUGGGACGCUCAGAUGAUUUGGUGUGGAUGCAUGCAUGCAUACUGGUGUGUAUGUGAGUUUGUGUAUGUGGUGGUUUUGGGAGCUUGUUUGUAAAGGCUUUGUGUGUGUGCAUCUGUGGGCAAACAUAAUGCGUGGGUGUGUUUUCAAUGUGUGUGUGUGUGUGUGUGCAUAUUAAUGUAUGUAUGCAGUUUUUUUCCCUCCCCGCUCGUUUCCCUCCAUCUCCAUUUAUGGCAUGUUAAUGUCUGCCUCACUCGAAAGAGCUUUUGACAGUGGUACAGUGUGUGUGUGCAUCUGUGUGUGAGUGUGUGUGUGUGAGUAAUGCGCAUGCCUAUGCCAGGCUGGGUCUGCGUCUCGAUCUAUGUGCUGCAUACGUGUGUGUCUGCGCAUGUCUGUCACUGUGUGUGGGUGGUUUGGGUGCUCAGCUCUGCAAGGUCUGUAUAUAUGUGUGUGUGUGUGUGUGUGUGUGUGAGUGGGUGGUAUGUGCAGAGAGGUUGAGAUGAGUGGCUGUUUGUUUUUGUCUGCCUCACAGAGCGCCAUAGCUUUCUUUUUUUUUCUCCCCUCAGCCAUACACACACACACACACACACACACACACACACACACACAUCUGCAGAGUCACAUAUCCACAUCACAGUCUAUACAUCUGUGCCAUAUCAAAGGUGCAGAUGUACUUUUGCGGCUGCACCGAGGACGAGCGUUUUUACAUAAAAAUCAUGGAAAUGUAAAGUCAGACAAAGCAGAUCAUGAGCACUUCUCUUUCACACUCCCUCCUAAAAUAUCCUGUUUCUGCCUGGUUAAAUGUCCUGCACUCCUGCAUGGGACAGCAGCACAACUGCAGCCAGGACACUGACACUCUCCUCCCUCACUUGUCCCCUUGUCCCCCCCCCUCUCUCUGUUCUCGCCUGUCUCUCACUGUUUGUCUGUUUUCUUUGUUUACAUUUCUCUCUGUCUCUUUAUGUAUACAUUUCUGUCUUUCUUCCUUAUUGUCCCCCUAUGUCUCCCUCCCUCUUCCUAUGACACACACACACACACACACACAGUAAGCAAACUAAAUAGUGUCAGUCCCUUGUCGCUUCAUUACGUAAACCAUCAUUUUCUUUCCACCGCUGCUUCAUUUGUGUCGACUCCAUUUUCUUCAUAGAAUGCAAAUCCCUGCCAAACUCUCACCCCUAUAUCUGUGUAUCCCCUUGUGUGUGUGUGUAUGCAUGUGUGUGUGUGUGUUUCUGGGGCUGAGCGAUUGCUGUCUGCCACAACAGAUGGGGCUGCCAAAUAUGUUGCUGCAUGAGUGUGUGUGUGCAUACAUGAGAGCUAUUCGGAUGCAAAUAUGCAGAUGAAUGGGUGUAGGUACGUCUGACCGGGCACAUCAGUGCUGUGUGUGUGUGUGUGUGUGUGUGCGUGUGCGUGCAGCCCACCCCCCUCUCAUGAGACACUGUGUGAUUUUUGUGUUUACUGCACCUUUUUAAUAAUCAGAGGAUUGAUGAGGAAAAGUCUAUCUGUCCCUGUGUUGCCCUGGACAAAGAAAAUGUCCACAUGAGAGACGCAGGCAAUCAUGACGCGAAUAUCGACCAGACUGUUAAACCAAGUGACCAAGUGGGGUUAAAAGAAUAAUUAUAAUCAUCCUAGACUUGAGCAGUGAGAGGAGGAGGAGGAGGAGGAGGAGGAGGAGGAGGAGGAGGAGGUGGUGCUGUUCUUCCUGAGGAGGAGAUGUUUGUUAAGAAUCUCCCAGGACAGAUGAGGCAUUGCGGCAGUCUGCCGUCACAUGAGCAAAGCCUCAAUCCAGACAAAGAGACAAGAGUGAGAGGAGAGAGAGGCUAAUGACAGAGAGGAGGAGGUGGUGGUGAUCGUCUCUCUCUGGCCCUGUGCCACCAAGAUAAAUACCUGGGUGCUUGUUUAUUUAUGUAGCGUGGCAUUUUGCAGAGGUGUGGGGUCGUGGGCUGAAUGAAUAAACGGCAGAGUUGCCUAAAUCCCCUCAAAGCGACCCCGGCAAGACAAGAACCCACUUAUUGGAUGAUAUCGCGGAUCCAGAUAAGGAAUAAAGCUUCGGAAACUUUAAGAUUUCUCCGGAGAACAAGGAAAAUGAGCUUUGAAGUUGAAAUUGCACUAAAUAUCUGUAAAAGAGUGGAAGAAAAAUGUCUUUUAUGUCCCGGGGAACACAUUUGGCUGAGCGUUUCACCCCACUGUCCUUUUAAGCACUGCGAUAUGAUAAUGUGAGGACAUUUUUGCUACAACUGUAGAGAUGAUUUGGCCUCGUUAGCAGUCGAUUUGCCCAGCUGUUGUCAGUGUGUGUAUAAUGGUGAACACCAGGCGAAAUGUUCCUCUGCAGUCCACGAUUGGAGGUCAGGAAAAACAAUGGAUUUCUGAAUUGGCAUCCCAAUAUUAAGGGCUAAUAUGGAUAUAUAUCAUGUUUAGUAGUACAGUGGUUCCCAACCUUUUGUGCUUGUGACUCAAAAUGUCAUGUCUAAACUGAGCUGUAAUGUUGCCCCUUGUUAGCUAAAGUUUUUAAAAGGUACAAAUUUGCCUUUUUUGCUAAGUCUUUUAUCGUAAUGGAUGGAAUAGGAUUGGACUGUUGGCCGAACAAGACAAGCAAUCUGAAGACAUCUUCAGCUAAGGAAAACUGUUGGAUAUUUUACUCGAUUCUUAGACCAAAACAGGUUUAGACAAAGUAAUCAAUAAGAAAAAUUAGCGUUGCUUUCCGCCCUAAACAUAUCCAGAAUUUAGCUUUAUAAUCUGGCGACCUCUUAAGCCUCCACAGAUGGUGCUCGAGCUACGAGCACACACGGAGGUGUUUACGUUCGUGUUGUUCCUUGCAGUAUUCUCCAAAACUCCGUAGGGAGUACAAACCAAAUAUUUUGUGUCUGAAGAAGUCUCUAUUUGAUCUAUUUGAAGAACAGGGCAGCCAUACCGGUUCCACUAGAAUGGGCGGGCCAACUUUGAUCACCACUCUUUCAAUGAGAUGUGCACAAAUUGUGUUUUACCACACCUUCCAGCAAAAUGCCUCCUCUUUUCCCAGCGCGGUGGCAAUCUCUUUCCAUAAAUUCAAGGCCAGUUGACUGUCCCUGUGGUCUCUACAUGAAGAAUUGUACAGAUGAUUGCACAGGCACAUUUGCUCGCCCCAGUCUUCCCAUGAAGGUGUCUUCCCGCAAAAGCGCAGCUGAAGGAAUUAGGAGGUGCAGUGUUGACUUUCGGAGCCUUUACGCUCAGAGGAAAAUGUCCCAUUCUACAGUGAGCAUAAACAAUCCCAUGUGGGGACGCCACAGGUAGGGAACCACUGUAAUAGAUUUUGACCCCAGUGUUGUCAAGUCAAAAUGUCAAUCAAGAUAGAUGUUGACGGUUUUGUCAUUUUGAGAAGUAAUUUUUGUCAUUGUGCAAGAUUUUGAAAAGAAAAGAAUGUAGGAGUUGUGAUUAUGGAGGGUUAAGGCAGAUGCAGUUUUGGCAGAGUUUCUUGUCCCAAGUUUCCACCGCCUGUCAGUGUUUGGCCUCAGAUGUCGACCGGAGGCACCGGGGCUCCGACAGGUUUUCACAUCAACAAAGACAUUUCAAGAGAAAUUCGUACUUCCAACGAGCACAGCAAAAGGGAUAUUUUCUUUAAUAUCUGUCUUUUUUUUAAUUUCCUCUUUGAUUUGUAGGAAAUGUUAGGAGUCGGUAGCUUGAUGCUACUAAGAGAGAAUGGUUUCCAUAAAGAAGUUUUGAACACUCCUCUGCCCUACAAAGAACAAAAACUGAAACUGAACAGUGAAACAUUCCUGUGACCUUUGACCUUUUAGAGAUCAUCACUGGUUGCAGCUUUUGCUUCUUUAUAGGGCAGCUACGCCUGAGCACACUUUUAUGACUAAAGGUUGAGCGGGGCCAGAGCAGACCUUAUUGUUAUUAUUAUUUUAUAUUUUUUUUUGUCAAAGCGCUAUGAGUUUGGUCGCGCUUUUAGAAGAGCUUUGUACACAUUUCAAACUUUCUUUUAAAUUUUACAGUUUUUGUUUUUCUGUUGCUAUUGUGUGUUUUUGUUUUCUACAUUUGAGCUAGUGUACUGUAGUCCUUGAACGUUAUUUUUAAGACAGAUGCUACUAAUAAGUCAACAUUAACAACCUGUACGUAGAGUUGCCAAGAUGUGUAAAAAAUUACAAAAAGAGAAUAGUGGAGACAUGUUAGCUGUAAAAUAGUUUAGAGAAAGAGAACCACAUAUUUUUGCAUUGCGAUUGUUGUAUGACUGAGGUGCUGCGGACGAGAGGGAAAAGGUUUUAAUGCUGGACCAGAUGUUUGGUUUUUACUGUACUGCAGCUGCUGUCGGGGCGGGGUCGGGGACUGCAGACUGACGGACGGAUGGACAGUCGAAGCGAAUAAAACACUGUUGGGCUCACAUCAUUUUAAGGCUAUAAGUCUGAAUGUCUGUUUAAAAAAAAUCUCUUCAUGGAUAAAAUCCAACUCUCCAUUGUCUUGUGACGAUAUAAAUACAUUUCUCAGCCAAGUUUGCAUCAACUUUCAUUAGAAAUCGACCCAAAGUAAGUUUACUUGACCUGGUUCUCGAACCAGCUUUUUCACAAAGAAUAAGCUACUGCUGCUUGAAUGUUUCUUUUUUACUUUAAAUGCCAUCUGGUGGCUAAACACGGCUACUGCAGCUCAGAGAAGGGGGGGCUCAGCAGCUGUCGUACCUGCCGACGCCACCAGAGGGCGAUAUAUCCCAAGAGGCAGUGAUCCUACACAAGCUACGAUUGUAAUUAAAGAGUCUCGAUCACUGUAUACAUCAGAGCACCUUAACAGCAGGCCGCCGGAGGCUUCUGCUGCUCAUUCUGCAAAUCCCAACACAAGACGCAAACCCGCCAAAACGCCCCAGCGCACGUGGGCCAAGAUGCCAAAUAAAGUUGUCAGUAGAUUGAAAGUUGCUGACAUGACUCCCAAAAGAAAAAAGAGCACCGCAGCUGUUUUUGUGCUUUGACUCGUCCAUCCAUGACUCUGUUUGUCUGUUUAUUAUCACUCCUGAUCUCCGUCUCGGCUGCCGAUCCACAGAACUAAAGUGACAAGGAGAGAGUGAAAUAAUCUUUAAAAUUAACAAAAAAAAGCACCUUUGGGCGAGCGCUCAACUGUCCCGGAGAGCCAAAGCCCUCUGCACCUUUCCGAGCACGCUCACUAUGUCACUUCCUGUCUGUGGUUUGGAUGCUGGAGUCAGAAGUGGGACUUUUGUUUGGGGGGGUGGGGGGAUCAAGAUGUAAUGUGAGGGUUCUUUUUGUAAGUUCCUUAUUUUUGUUGUUUUUAUCUUUUUGUACUAUUAUUCCCUUUUUUAUUUUGUAUGUUUUCUCUUCUCUAUGACAUUUGUUGUUUACUGUAAAAAAUAAUGAUGAUGAUGAUGAUGAUGUGCCCAAUCGACCUGUCUCCCUCCAGGUGGGAAGUGGGAGCAUAGACUGUGCAAACUCUCCUCUGCAUGGGGGUGGGGAGGGAGUUACAGGGGGAGGGGGGCGGGGAGAGUUCAGGUGGGUGAGGGGUACCAGGAAAAGGGUGAAGGUUGGAGUUGAUUCGGACAGGGUUCCUGCACAGAUCUGGAAAUGAAGUGAAAUCUUCUCAUUUCUAGGUCUUUUUUAAAAGAAUCCCAAAAAAUAACAACAGAGAAAUGUACGAUGACCCAGCAAGCAUUCGAUGCACAAUUGGUUAAGCUUCAAUCCAAACAAGCACAAAAACUCCCAGUGUGACCAAAAAUUCUCUUUAGAAACAGACAUUGACUGAUCAAAAUCAAUGAAGGAGUUGAAGACGGACGACUUUGAUGUCCUUUCCAAUCCAUCAACAUGCUUGUGGGGUUUCACUUGCACUGUCAUAUGUAUUACAUAGAAAAAUGUAUCAUCUGGUUAAUGGUGGUAUUGCUGUUUUAAAACUGUCAGAGGAAAAGUCCACCCUCAAACACUUGAACACGUGUUUGACGAAAACACCAGAAUAUGGGAUUUCUAAGUGAACAAUAGCUAUUUAGCCUAUUUUUUGGCCACUUGGGGGCACAUCAUCCAGCAAACAAAGAAUAUGACCAUUCAUUUUGCUUCUGGUCACUUGAAACUGAAGCUGUGUUUCCACUACAUGGUACAGCUCUGCUCGACUCAACCUGGCCACAACCUCCAGGACUUAAAUGUGGAGGGGCCAAACACCGCAAUUCUUCGUCUGGCUCCAAAAGGAAGUGAAUCCUCAUUAACACCCUGGUUAAAACAGCCAACAUCACAGCAAAAAUAACCGUUCUGGUCUCUUUAACAAAUUCCCCCCUCAUUAGAUCUAUAAGGGGGGAAUUAAAAUAUGCAUAAUUAAGGGCGUGGCCACUCCGAGCUUCAUCUCGGCUCUUUGGAAACCUAUGGGUGCCGUCACAGAGACUACAUCCAUGUUUUAUUCAAUCUAUAGACUCUACUAAACUUUGGUACCAGGUCCUCUUCUUCUAUUUGGUUUUCCGCUGCAGAUAGUAUCUGAGUAGCGCCUCUGCACAACAUCUUCAAUGCAGCACUCUUUGGAUCCAACGCUGGAUCCUUUCAUCAGCAACAAAAGCAGAUGAUGGCGUAGUUUUGCAGUGUUUUAAGCCUCAGCCGAGGUGGUACCAAGAAAAAGUACCAGGUACCAUCCACAACUUUUGCUCAUGGAAAACCAAAAAAGAGCGAGUUCAGUCGAGUCGAGUCGAGCCGCACCAUACAGUGGGAAAAUGGCACAAUUCUAACACUUGAUACCAGAUUAACUUUUGGAAACAGAGGGUGGGUUUUUCCCGUGUAGGGACCCUGCUGGAAACCUGGAGGAAUGUCAGGAGUUGUGUUAAGCGUGCAAAAACUGGCUAAAACUUGAGAACAGAGGAGCGAGGGAAUCAAGAUCGUGAUCCUGAGGUGAAUCCUCAUCGUUUCUCUCCCUCUCCAUCCCUUCCUCUCCGCUCAGCCGCCUUCCUCUUCAUAUUCCUCGGCGCUGCUGGCCUGACCUCAUGACCCCUGGCCCCGACCUCUCCCCCUCUCGCGCUCCUCAAACUCUGCGCGUCUCUUUUCUUGCUGUCUGCAGGUCUGUAGUCUUCUAUCCAGAAACAUUUACUCCACUCUUUCCAAAAUCCCCACACACCAGAGACAAAACACACACUCACAAAUAAAUAUAUAUAUAUAUAUAUAUAUAUACUGUAUAUGUAUAAAUGAAUACAAAACGGGCAAACCUCUGAGAUGCAGAAGCUCGCGCACACACACACCUGCAGACUCUCAGGAUGUGUUGCAGCGAGUGUGUGCGUCUUCACGUCACUGAUGCAGUUUUAAAAAAGUACCAGUUUACCUCGGGAGCUCUCAGCCAUAGCAGACCUUAAUGCCCACAGAUAUCUCAGCGCUGCGAGCAGCUUCUGAACUGCUGUGGCUGCCGUUACAAAGCAGGUACAUACUUUUUUGUUUUUCAGGAACAAACCCGGGAGUCUCAGCAGAGCGCCCCUGGACCAUUUGAAUGCAUACAGCGCAGGGUUUUUUCAGAAACGGGACACACACCGAGAGUCCACGUCAACACAGUCUUACCUCAGAAUUGUACUACAGAGCGGGGGGGUGGGGCUUACAUAUGAUCAUAGCAACCGUGAAUGAUAUUUUUUAUUCCUUCUCUUCCUUGUCUCUGGUGUCGUUGGGUGAAAAAUACUCUGCAGAACUCUUCUUUUUCUCGUUUUUUCCACUAUAAAUAUAUAAAUAUAUAAACUGUACAUUAUGACAUAGAAGCACUAUCGAAGUUUGAUUGUUAGAUGUGCACUCGCAGCAUGAGGUAUUAUUCUUUAUUAUUCUUCAUAACCCAGAAAAAUGAAAAAAAGUGAAAUAAAAGCUUUUGGAGGUAAAGAAAAAAAGGAAAAAAAACAUAAACAAAAACAAGAACAAUGCAGUAGCGUCUACAGAUGUCAAAGAAAAUACCCGACCUCACCCCACCACACACACACACACACAGAUAAACACACACACACACACACCCCUUACCCCCACCCUGCCGUGUUACCCUGACCCCCCCAUCCAACCAAUCGCCCUGAAGCCCCUUUGCGCCACCCCCGCCCCCCUGCUCCGCCCCGUGUACAUGCCAGUGUUUCCCCCAUGUGUUCCAAGUGCCAAUAACUUUGUGAAUUCCUAACUGUGACCCAGUAAUAAAGAUAAUUGCACAUUAACUACUGUAAAGAGAAAAAGAAACCAGACUGAUUAAAAAUGAGGAAAAAUCUGAAUAUCUUAAUAAAAGGUUUUUAACAAACAGGACUGACCUUACUGAUGUGUCGGGUCUUUAUUUACCUGCAUCCAAAGUGACCUCACAAACGAGGUGUUUUAAAGGUAUAAUGUGUAACAUUUCUGCAUUAAAAUGUAUAAAAAUAAUGAACAAUGGUUGCCUUUUUAAAUUC
Molecule: messenger RNA, 16372 nt
Organism: Centropristis striata (black sea bass)
Lineage: Eukaryota; Metazoa; Chordata; Actinopteri; Perciformes; Serranidae
Gene: nacc1b
Product: nucleus accumbens associated 1, BEN and BTB (POZ) domain containing b
Exons: 8
Coding region: 1303-3111 (602 amino acids)
Biological process (GO): regulation of transcription by RNA polymerase II
Molecular function (GO): RNA polymerase II cis-regulatory region sequence-specific DNA binding; protein binding; DNA-binding transcription factor activity, RNA polymerase II-specific
Source: RefSeq, a predicted model, not a curated record